AUGUUAGCAGAAGGUUACUAUGAACAGAACAUCGAACAAAUCCAGUUUGCCGAAAGAAUGGCAACGCAGAGACCUUGUGAACAGCAUCAACAGUUGAACAUCAGCCGUGUUCAGCGUGACAGCAUAUCUAUUUCUUGUUUAACCACAACCCACCCGCUGGAGUCUCUAACAGUGAAACUACGCAAGAAUAACCCAGUAAAAGAAGUCUUGAUCUCUUCAGACAUUUCUUCGGCAUCAGAACACGAGCGAUGGUCUGUGAGGAAACAUGCUGGAAAUGUUCAACUUGAUCUGAAAGACAUCCAACUAACAGAUGAAGGCCUUUAUGACUGUGAGGUCUACAAACAUCAAGUCUGCCUUAACGCAACUCGGUUUAACCUGACAGUCAAAGAUUGUAAAAGGUUGGAGUCUGUCUAUGCAGCAUUAGGCUCUUCAGUGCGGCUGCAAUGCUCUGAACAUCCUCAACAACACACAACUGAUCAAGUCACUUGGAAAGUCAUUGAAGGUCACCGGUCAAUAGAUAUAACAAAAUAUUACUCUCCAUUCAAGACCUCAAGCAGUGCAGAGAAACUCUUGAAGCCUCUGUUUGAGAGAGCGAGACUGCUAAAUAACAGAUCUCUGCUUAUAAGAGAUUCAGUAAAGGCUGAUGAACUGUGGUAUCAGUGCAGAGUGAAUGACAAAACCUGCUAUGAAGUGAAGCUGCUGAUCAAAGAUCCUCCAACCCCUUCUGUGAGUCCUGCUGGCAACACUGCUGCACUCGCGUCAAUCAUAACUAAUCUGACAGUAGUAGUGAUGGCCACAAUAGCAUGUGUGAUUCUUUAUUUCAAAACCCGAAGGAACAAAAACAACAGCCAGAUUGAUCUGAGCCUCCAGUCAUCUGUGUGUUAUUCUCAAAUUCCAGGAGGGUUUGGUGUCAUACAACCUGAAAAACCUUUUUAAAAACAUGUUAACUGCACUGUUUACGAUUUCCUG
Molecule: messenger RNA, 969 nt
Organism: Danio aesculapii
Lineage: Eukaryota; Metazoa; Chordata; Actinopteri; Cypriniformes; Danionidae
Exons: 6
Coding region: 1-936 (311 amino acids)
Source: RefSeq, a predicted model, not a curated record